This is a messenger RNA of Trichoplusia ni (cabbage looper), 897 nucleotides long. RefSeq lists its product as uncharacterized. The record is from RefSeq and is a predicted model, not a curated record. The transcript is spliced from 7 exons. NCBI's taxonomy places the organism in Eukaryota, Metazoa, Arthropoda, Insecta, Lepidoptera, Noctuidae. The coding region runs from base 110 to 877 and encodes 255 amino acids.
AUCUGGUGGUGUGAUGUUGUCAAAUUUAAAAUGUCAGGUUGCCUUUAUAAAUUAAACGAACUGCUGUAGAAACUGUUAUCUUUAUUAUAAUUUAUUUUGUUAGCAUAAUAUGUUGAUAUUUAAGUGCGGGCUGAUUAUAUUAACAUCCACAUACAUUUUAUCACUUUGUUUUCAAGUUUCGCAAGAGACAAAUUCUUUGGAUACUGGCCUUGCUUUUUUGUACAUAGCCAGCGGAGCAAUAGCUGGCAAAAUAUUAUAUGACAGAUACCAGCAAAUACAUAUACUCGGUUCAUUAACUCCGAAUCCAAAUGUUACUUCCUUUGCAAAUAGGAUAGCUUCCUUUUCAGCCUCCUUCCUCUCUUUGGGCUUCCUGGUAUAUUUCUUCCUUUUCCUGUUUAAGGUGGAUAAUCUUUGUCUAACGGCAUUGAAUAUUUUUAUAUGUGGAUUUGGCACUUUAUAUAUUUGGAUGCAGUGCAUCAUCACAACGUACAUCUCAACUCUGUAUUAUGAUAAAAGGUUAACAGUGUUUCGGCAAUGGCUGGCAAACUUGAGCUUCCUUAUUGUUAUAAUAAUGGCAAUAUUUGGGACUGUAACAUCAUUUUUACCAAUGAGUGGUUCCAGCGGAUUUUACUUCUGUUUCAUCAUAACAUCCUUAUGCAGCAACAUAUUAGCAGCUAUAUUUUGUGUGUUUAUACUGUCUUUUGAAAAAGAAUACCAAUAUUUUUCGGAGGGUUUACGAUCAGAGCUUCUGCUCGACGACGGCUGUUCGUUGGACAAUGCAUCAUUGUCAGACGUAGAUAGCAUAUUUGGGGCCCAAGAAUCAACUUCUAGUACAAUCGUUAUAAAGGGUAACAUUAGUUGCGCUAAGGUCUCCUGACCCGAGGCCGUGCCCGACAC